Salarias fasciatus (jewelled blenny) is the source of this 1027-nucleotide messenger RNA. RefSeq names its product zinc finger protein 239-like. The transcript has a single exon. The record is from RefSeq and is a predicted model, not a curated record. Gene Ontology annotation, molecular function: RNA polymerase II cis-regulatory region sequence-specific DNA binding; DNA-binding transcription factor activity, RNA polymerase II-specific. Lineage: Eukaryota; Metazoa; Chordata; Actinopteri; Blenniiformes; Blenniidae. Gene Ontology annotation, biological process: regulation of transcription by RNA polymerase II. The annotation marks the transcript as partial.
UGUGAGACGUGCGGAAAAAGCUUCAAUUAUCAGAGUCAUUUGUUGCGCCACAUUAGAAUUCACACAGGUGAGAAGCCGUAUUCUUGUGAAACUUGUGGAAAAAGCUUCAGCAUGCAGGGUAAUUUGUUGUCCCACAUGAGGAGUCACACAGGUGAAAAGCCGUACUCUUGUGAAACAUGUGGAAAAAGCUUCAUUUGUCAGAGUCAUUUGUUGUGCCACAUUAGAAUUCACACAGGUGAGAAGCCGCAUUCUUGUGAAACUUGUGGAAAAAGUUUCAUUGCACAUCACACUUUGUUGUCCCACAUGAGGAUUCACACAGGUGAGAAGUCGUACUCUUGUGAAACAUGUGGAAAAAGCUUCAUUCGUCCGAGCGAUUUGUUGUCCCACAUGAGGAUUCACACAGGUGAGAAGCCAUAUUCUUGUGAAACAUGUGGAAAAAGUUUUAGUCAACAGAGUAAUUUGUCGCGCCACAUUAGAACUCACACAGAUGAGAAGCCGUAUUCUUGUGAAACUUGUGGAAAAAGUUUCAUUACACAUCACAGUUUGUUGUCCCACAUGAGGACUCACACAGGUGAGAAGCCAUAUUUUUGUGGAACAUGUGGAAAAAGUUUUAGUCAACAGAGUUAUUUGUUGGUCCACAUGAAGACUCACACAGGUCAGAAGCCAUAUUCUUGUGGAACAUGUGGGGAAAGUUUUAGUCAACAGAGUAAUUUGUCGCGCCACAUGAGGACUCACACAGGUGAGAAGCCGUUCUCUUGUGUAACAUGUGGGAUGACAUUUUGUCAUCGUCGUUCAUGGCUGCACCACCUUAAAAGUCACAAACAGAUGGUGCCAUGAAAGACUCUCUUGGAGAGCUCAUUCAGGAAGUUCAACUUGAUCCCCAAACCACAAGAGAGCAUCCAGUUUAAAGGAAAUGUUCCACAUUCAAACACUGUUGAGAAGAGAUCCACUUUCAGGAAUGUUUUUGUUUGUGGUCUGUCACAAAAAUGAGAAAUUUCAAGAAAUGGAAAUAAAAUGUUGACAUGAA